Drosophila guanche is the source of this 788-nucleotide messenger RNA. RefSeq names its product muscle-specific protein 20 (gene Mp20). The transcript has 3 exons. Gene Ontology annotation, molecular function: protein binding. Lineage: Eukaryota; Metazoa; Arthropoda; Insecta; Diptera; Drosophilidae. The coding region runs from base 99 to 653 and encodes 184 amino acids. The record is from RefSeq and is a predicted model, not a curated record.
GCUUUAAAAGCCGCAUACGCCCCGUGGCCAGGCAUCAGUGCUAGCUUGCUCAGGCUCUAGAGAAGUACAGAAAUCCCUCAAACCAAAACCAACACAAAAUGUCUCUUGAACGUGCCGUUCGUGCCAAGAUUGCCGGCAAGCGCAAUCCCGAGAUGGACAAGGAGGCCCAGGAGUGGGUGGAGUCCAUCAUUGGUGAGAAGUUCCCCGCCGGCCAGGCCUACGAGGAUGUGCUCAAGGACGGCCAGGUGCUGUGCAAGCUGAUCAACAUCCUGUCGCCCAAUGCCGUGCCCAAGGUGAACUCCUCCGGCGGCCAGUUCAAGUUCAUGGAGAACAUCAACAACUUCCAGAAGGCGCUCAAGGAGUACGGCGUGCCCGAUAUCGAUGUCUUCCAGACCGUCGAUCUCUACGAGAAGAAGGACAUUGCCAAUGUCACCAACACCAUCUUCGCCCUGGGCCGUGCUACCUACAAGCACGACAACUUCAAGGGUCCCUUCCUGGGCCCCAAGCCCGCCGAUGAGUGCAAGCGCGACUUCACCGAAGAGCAGCUGAAGGCCGGCCAGACCAUUGUCGGUCUCCAGGCUGGCUCCAACAAGGGUGCCACCCAGGCCGGCCAGAACCUUGGCGCUGGCCGCAAGAUCUUGCUCGGCAAGUAGGCGGUUUCCCCUUCUCUUGAGAACGGACGCAGGAUGAUGAUGGAUGGCUCCCCCCCAUCUGUCUUUGGUUUUUUUCUACACAAUAUAUCCUAUAUGUAUGCUAGUUUUAUAUGAAAACAAAACACACAAUCACGA